AGUCUGUGUGUGGUACAGCGCGCGGCGGAGGAACUGGGUAUGCCCAACAGCAAGCUCGUGGUAUAUUUCACAACGGUCGACAUUAGGAAAAAAACAGUUUACUCGCCAAAAAAAUAAUCUUUGGACUUACUGGAAGAUUCGUGUACUACUACUGGAUGUAAUAUUGUUCAAAGUUGUAUGCCGUCAACAACUCGUCCCGAAACCGAGGGGUUUCCAGCGACCGACCGGACGGAGAGACGUUCUCCGCCUCGGGAUCACCGGGGUUUUAAAGGACUCUCCAGGGGCAAAGAAGUGCACGAAUAACAGAAACUGCGACGGAAAUCUUCCGCCUUUAUCUCUCCGUGCUUACGACUUCAAGAGAAGGAUAUUACGCUUUUUGUGUCUGGAUACUAUUAUUGGUUACCUGUGCAGAAGAGAGGGGAGGAAUCAGCCCAGACAAAGGUACAAAGGAGAGGCCGACGAGGUGAUCCAUCCAGCGGUCUAAGUGUGUGCCUCGUAGCCGAGAACAGGGCUUUGUCCGCCGCCAUCCUGCGUUAACAGGGGAGGGGGUGGCGGUGAUUUACCGCACCUUCACAGGAUUAAGGAAAGAGCGAAAACACACCGAAUUCCCUUGAGUGAAGGACACGACAUGUAUCCACAAGGCCGGCAUCCGGCACCUCACCAGCCAGGGCAGCCUGGCUUCAAGUUCACAGUUGCAGAGUCCUGCGACCGGAUCAAAGACGAGUUUCAGUUCCUUCAGGCCCAGUACCACAGUCUGAAAGUGGAGUACGACAAACUGGCAAAUGAAAAGACAGAGAUGCAGCGCCACUACGUCAUGUACUAUGAGAUGUCCUAUGGGCUCAACAUUGAGAUGCACAAACAGACUGAGAUUGCGAAACGUCUCAAUGCAAUCCUGGCUCAGAUCAUGCCGUUCUUGUCACAAGAGCACCAGCAGCAGGUGGCUCAGGCUGUUGAGCGAGCCAAGCAGGUGACCAUGACCGAGCUGAAUGCGAUCAUCGGGGUACGUGGACUUCCCAAUCUGCCUCUGACUCAGCAGCCGCCUCAUAGUGUCUACCCAGCAUUCAUGCAGCAGCAGCUCCAGGCUCAGCACCUUUCUCACGCGGCCCACGGCCCCCCGGUCCAGAUGCCCCCCCACCCCUCAGGCCUGCAGCCCCCCGGACUCCCCGCUGUGACGGGCGCCGGCUCCGGCCUGCUGGCUCUGGGCGCUCUGGGCAGCCAGGCCCACCUGCCCGUAAAGGAUGAGAAGAGCCACCACGACCUGGAGCACAGAGGCCCCUCAUCUUUUCACUCGCCCCUGGCCAAUCCUCUGAAAGAGCGCGAGUCGAGUACGAAUAACUCGGUGUCGCCGUCAGACAGCCUGCGGGCAGCAAGCGAGAAGCAUCGCGGCUCUUCAGAUUACAGCCUGGACUCCAAGAAACGCAAAGUGGACGACAAGGACAGCAUGAGCCGAUAUGACAGUGACGGAGACAAAAGUGACGACUUGGUGGUGGAUGUUUCCAACGAGGACCCGGCCACCCCUCGAGCCAGCCCCGCUCACUCUCCUCCGGAGAACGGCCUGGAUAAAUCACGCGUCCUGAAGAAGGAUGCUGCCCCCAACAGCCCCGCCUCCGUGGCCUCCUCGGGCAGCACGCCGUCUUCCAAAGCUAAGGACCACGCCCACAAUGACAAGUCGUCCACACCGAGCCUGAAGUCCAACACACCCACACCCAGGAACGAGGUGCCAACGCCGGGAACCAGCACCACUCCAGGACUACGGCCCCUAACGAUGGGCAAACCCCCCGGCUUGGAGGCACUAGCGGCCCCCGCCCUGCGUACCCCUCUCUCCAUCGCGGGCUCCUACGCCUCCCCCUUUGCGAUGAUGGGUCAUCACGAGAUGAACGGAUCCCUGACCAGCCCGGUCUACCCAGGUCUCAUCUCUCCGCAGAUGAGUGCUGCAGCUGCUGCCGCCUAUGGACGCUCACCAAUUGCGGGGUUUGACCCUCAUUCUCACUUGAGAGCUCCAGGCCUGCCAGCCAGCCUCACGUCCAUCUCCGGAGGAAAACCAGCUUAUUCUUUUCACGUUAGCGCAGAUGGUCAGAUGCAGCCUGUGCCCUUCCCUCCAGACGCGCUGAUAGGCCCGGGGAUCCCUCGCCACGCUCGCCAGAUCAAUACCCUGAGCCACGGGGAGGUGGUGUGCGCCGUCACCAUCAGCAACCCCACCCGCCACGUCUACACCGGCGGCAAGGGCUGCGUCAAGAUCUGGGACAUCAGCCAACCAGGGAGCAAGAGCCCAGUGUCCCAGCUCGACUGCCUGAACAGGGACAAUUACAUCCGCUCCUGCAAGCUGUUGCCUGACGGCCGCACCUUGAUAGUGGGGGGGGAGGCCAGCACGCUGACCAUCUGGGACCUCGCCUCACCGACGCCCCGCAUCAAGGCCGAGCUCACUUCCUCCGCCCCGGCCUGCUACGCUCUGGCCAUCAGCCCCGACGCCAAGGUGUGCUUCUCCUGCUGCUCGGAUGGAAACAUCGCCGUGUGGGACCUCCACAACCAGACCCUCGUCAGGCAGUUCCAGGGCCACACCGAUGGAGCCAGCUGUAUCGACAUCUCCCACGACGGGACCAAGCUGUGGACCGGAGGGCUCGACAACACCGUGCGCUCCUGGGAUCUGAGGGAGGGACGACAGCUCCAGCAGCACGACUUCACCUCACAGAUCUUCUCGCUGGGCUACUGUCCCACCGGAGAGUGGCUGGCUGUGGGCAUGGAGAGCAGCAACGUGGAGGUGCUACACCACACCAAGCCCGACAAGUACCAGCUGCACCUGCACGAGAGCUGCGUCCUCUCGCUGAAGUUCGCCUACUGUGGUAAAUGGUUUGUGAGCACGGGGAAGGACAAUCUGCUGAAUGCAUGGAGGACUCCUUAUGGUGCCAGCAUAUUCCAGUCGAAGGAGUCGUCCUCUGUCCUGAGCUGCGACAUCUCUGCAGACGACAAAUACAUUGUGACGGGUUCCGGGGACAAGAAAGCCACCGUGUACGAGGUCAUCUAUUAGAGGAGGGGGCUCCCCUCUGCCUCAGCACUUCUGAUCCAACGACUUUAAUUCCCCCCCGACCCUCCGUCUGUGGAUUACAACGCGCCGGGAUCUGGAGGAGAUCGGUGGCGUAGUUGACCGAAGAAUGUUUUCGCUGGAAAGACUUUAUUUUCCCCUUUUUUUUUGGAGGGUUAAUUUUUUUGGGGGGGGUUAAAUCUUUUUGAGAUUUAUUUCCUGUUUUACUUUGAGAAUAUUUGGGUGUAUCCCGAUGGAGCAGCGCUUCAUUUCUGAGAACCUUGUUCCUCAACGUCUUGUGAAAAGUGUACAUAUCCGAUUAAAUAAAAGACAUUUUAUAUAUAUUAUAAAUAUAUAUAUAUUUUCAUGUCCUGGGUGUACUUGUGAUGAUUUUUUUUUCCGGCCCACUCUUAUGCCGUGAUAUUUGAGUCGGACAGCAGAAAAUAGAUUAGAACUUUUUAACAAUUUUACUCUUUGAUUUUCUUAAAGCACAUUCUGCGGGCUGACCUUUUCAGAAAUCGAACCGAGGAGCAUGACACUUGUAUGUCGGACGUUUUGUGGAGAUUUAUAAAUGGCCUUUUGUCACAGUGCUCUUACCGGAAGAUGAAAGUGUGGAGAGCCUCGGCUGGUUUGGACCACAGCGGGACGGAUUCAGGAGAAGCGAUGGAUGUAAAUGUAAUUCAUAUAUAUAUACAUACAUAUAUAUAUAUAUAUAAAAAGACAUUUUUUAAAGUGUACUGCUCUGUCUGUGCUAUCUUCUCCCUGUUUGUUUUACGUUGUUAGAUUAAGGGAGAUAGGGAACGUUUAGUGUUUAGCCUAACCCUUGGACCUCAGUUGGCAGCCGACGCACUGCAGCAGGCGCAAACUGGAAGAAAAUGUGCUUUUUGCUAACUUGACGUAACAUGGAUGUUGAAUUGCACCAUUGUUUUCAUGGCUUACAGACUCAAUUCAGACAGUCAAAUCUGCGCUUUUGGAAUCCUCCUGCCCUCUGUAUCUUAUCAAUAAUCCUGGAAUAUGUCUGGUUUGCGGCGGGACACGUAAGCUCAUGAGGACAUCGAGAACGGCACUUAAAU
Messenger RNA from Notothenia coriiceps (black rockcod), 4092 nucleotides. Its product is annotated as transducin-like enhancer protein 3. The record is from RefSeq and is a predicted model, not a curated record. The coding region runs from base 629 to 3025 and encodes 798 amino acids. Gene Ontology annotation, molecular function: protein binding; transcription corepressor activity. Lineage: Eukaryota; Metazoa; Chordata; Actinopteri; Perciformes; Nototheniidae. Gene Ontology annotation, cellular component: nucleus; transcription regulator complex. The transcript has 22 exons. Gene Ontology annotation, biological process: negative regulation of canonical Wnt signaling pathway; regulation of DNA-templated transcription.